UGUUCAGUUCAAAUCACCGGCCGCAUUCGCUACACUGGCUUUGUCCGCCGACUGAACCAAGAUUAAUUUGAUCACCUAACCUCACACAGCAGCGAAAAUGGCCCAGCUUACACAGAUGACCAACGAGCAGCUCCGCGAGCUGAUCGAAGCUGUAAGAGCGGCCGCCGUGGGCGCCGCCGGAAGUGCAGCAGCAGCCGGAGGAGCAGACGCCAGCAGAGGCAAAGGCAACUUCUCCGCUUGCACACACAGCUUCGGCGGAACCCGCGACCACGACGUGGUCGAGGAGUUCAUCGGCAACAUCGAGACAUACAAGGAUGUAGAAGGUAUCAGCGACGAGAACGCCCUGAAGGGCAUCUCGCUGCUGUUCUACGGUAUGGCCAGCACCUGGUGGCAAGGCGUCCGCAAGGAGGCCACCACGUGGAAGGAAGCCAUCGCUCUCAUCCGCGAACACUUCUCGCCCACCAAGCCCGCCUACCAGAUCUACAUGGAAUUCUUCCAAAACAAGCAGGACGACCAUGACCCCAUUGACACCUUCGUCAUCCAGAAGCGAGCGCUGCUGGCCCAGCUGCCCAGCGGUCGCCACGACGAGGAAACGGAACUGGAUCUUCUGUUCGGUCUGCUGAACAUCAAGUACCGCAAGCACAUCUCCCGCCACAGUGUCCAUACCUUCAAGGAUCUCCUGGAACAGGGCCGCAUCAUCGAGCACAACAACCAGGAGGACGAGGAACAGCUUGCCACAGCAAAGAACACCCGUGGCUCCAAGCGCACCACCCGCUGCACCUACUGCAGUUUCCGGGGGCACACCUUCGACAACUGCCGUAAGCGCCAGAAGGAUCGGCAGGAGGAGCAGCACGAGGAGUAGGCGACAAAAAGAACAUCAAAUACCAACAGGCAGCAGCCAACGUCAUUGAUGACCUCAUCGCUGCUGCCGCCCACCCAAACAGAACUUUUCGUAGCCUCGCCAGCCGAUCGACGUCAGAGAGAGCCCAACAACCGGAGAGCUGGAGAUGGGGAGCAGCCACAUCAACAGCAGCAACAGCAGCCACAUCUCUUCAUACUCUUCAUACUCACUGGCAAUCGGCGUGCCGGUAAGCCUCGACUAGCUUCUGAAAUCCACAAAUCCACGCUGUUUGUAUUGCUAUUCGCAAUGCCUCGAAAACGGCUCUAUUUUCAUAUAAUUUCACGCCGACUUGCGGCUACUUUGGCACAGAACGCCAGCUUUUGGAAAGCAAUAAUUUUUAUUGCAACAUUGAACCUUUAUUUGCAACUAGAAACUAGAUUUCGAGAAUCAUCGGGCGGGGCGGCUGAGGAUCUGGCAUUUCGUCCGUAAGAUCGGUUAUUCGCAAUGGAGGAAUAUGAUAUUCGAACCAAAUGGCGGGUGAAGUGCCUCGGCAUGGAGCUCCAUUUUCUUCGAAUCUUAUGUUUUGACAUUGCGAGUCUGAAAUGGAUGUUGCCUGAUCUCCAGCCGCCCCGCACAACCGUUGAUUCUCACAACCGCCGGCUCCACUUUGUGCCGGUCAGCGGAGAAAAAGCGAUUAUUUGGCUAUCAAAAGAUAUGAUCACUGUGUUGAGAGACAUGGCAAUCAUCGCUAUUGUAACCAUAUAUUUGCUGAUUUUUCGUCUGAUCCUGGUCCUUUGUGAAGCUAGCAAAAAACCCCCCGCCCGGUGAAUGCCCACUUAGAUCCUUUUGCAGGAGGAUUUCGACGGCCCUGAAGGUGGGCGCCACCCGUUUCCGGUAGCGGCUUCGGCUGCUUCCGGUUUCCGGUGUCGCAACCCUUCGCGAUGUCCCCCGUGCGAGUGGAGCUACAGUGGGCGUGAGCCGGGCAAAACCUAAAUUUCUUCGGAGAUUUAAAAAACCAACAAAUUUUUUGACUUUUGUCAAAACAAUUCGAACCCACAUAGCACUACGAUGGCUAACGAUUCGCCAUCCGUGCGGUUGGCACGCCAAAACUGUCUCUUCGAGAUCACGGGCCUAGGGCUGUUUAACAUUCGACCCAAGCGAUUUCGCGACAGGCUUCGGCACGCCAGUAUAUAACCCAAAACACACAAACGUCAGGGGCUGGAACGCGUCACUGCCGUGCUCCUCCAGCCGGCACAGUCAUUCCCCGCCCCCACACCAAGCAAAACCGGCCGCUUGUGCAGAUGACAUAGGCGCGACCAGCCAACUGACCCGGCUGACCAGACUUGCACCGUGCGCCAUCAACUGGAAUCUUGGCCACAAGCACAGCAAUAGUUUGGCCCGCUAUUCCCACACAGAAACCCAGAGUGGGGGCCUAUGGAAGACCACAAGUGGUUGCGUGGAACUGCUAAAAAUAUAAAACUGUAAAACUAAAGACUGAAACUAGAAAACAACCAUUAAACUCAGAAACGG
Drosophila melanogaster (fruit fly) is the source of this 2371-nucleotide messenger RNA. RefSeq names its product Activity-regulated cytoskeleton associated protein 1 (gene Arc1). The transcript has a single exon. Gene Ontology annotation, cellular component: synapse. Lineage: Eukaryota; Metazoa; Arthropoda; Insecta; Diptera; Drosophilidae. The coding region runs from base 98 to 862 and encodes 254 amino acids. The record is from RefSeq and is marked reviewed.